UGCACUUCAGUGUUUUCUGCUAAUAUUUUGUCAGGUCAAGAUGGAACAUUGCAAUCUUUUUCAACAGUGCAUGAAAGAUUCAAUAAAAGUUUAGGACGUGGUUCAAUUAACAAAAAGAAAUCAAAAAAGAAGGGUCUUCAGCAUGAUACACUGGCACUUCCACCAAUUACAGCCUUUGCUUCAGAGGUGGCUCAUCAGAAUGACUGGGAUGGUAUUGUUGCCUGUCAUCAAGGGUAUAUAACCUGUACAACCUGGAACUAUCAGAGAACUUCUAUGGGAACUCAUAAACUGAGGCCAGAAGAAUUUAGCAAAAACAAGCCUAUUGAUAUCUAUGCAACAGCUGUUGAUAUUACCACAUGUGGGAACUUUGCUGUAAUUGGGAUGUCAACAGGACAAGUGGAUGUGUAUAACAUGCAGUCUGGCAUUCACAGAGGGCGCUAUGGCAGAGAAAGAGCUCAUGAGGGAUCUAUUAGAGGGGUAGCAGUGGAUGGAUUAAACCAGUUGACAAUCACAGCUGGAAGUGAUGGAUUAAUUAAAUUUUGGAAAUUCAAAGCUAAAGAUCUAGUUCACUCUACUGAUCUUUCUUCUUCUCCAAGUGGAAUUCUGCUUCACAGAGAUAGUGGCAUUCUGGGAAUUGCGUUUGAUGACUUCAGCAUUAGUGUUUUGGAUAUAGAAACCUGGAAGAUUGUCAGGAAGUUCUCAGGACACCACGGACGUAUUAAUGACAUGACUUUCAGUCCUGAUGGUCGUUGGCUAAUAACUUCAUCAAUGGACAGUACUAUUAAGACUUGGGACCUUCCCUCUGGAUGCCUCAUAGAUUGCUUUCUGCUAGACUCUCCAGCGGUGAGUCUUACUAUGUCUCCCACAGGAGAUUUUCUAGCUUCAGCCCAUGUGGAUGAUCUUGGAAUUUAUUUGUGGUCCAACCGUUCUUUAUAUUCACUUGUCUCUUUACGGCCCCUUCCAGCAGACUAUGAACCUUCUGUGGUAACACUCCCCGGCACCUGCCCUCUGCAAGAUGUGGAUGUUGCAGAAAGUGAAGACAAAUGUGAUGAGAUGAUAGAAUACGACUCACCAGAGCAACUGGGAGAACAGCUGAUAACUCUAUCCUUACUACCUGAAUCAAGAUGGAAAAAUCUCCUCAGUCUUGAUGUUAUCAAGGUAAUAUUAUUAGGUACACCGUUGUUUAUCUACUGUAGUAUCUGUUUCUGAAGAAGCAGGUAAAAUAAAGGCUGUUUGUUCUGUAACCAGUCUCUGAGGAGAACUAUUUAGUAACUUCUGCCAUCAUGGUUUGUGCAACAUGCAAAAUAACUGCCUGAAGCAAGGUAUUUCUUUUUUAGUGCAUCUUGUGAGUGUCCAUAAAUCUGUUCUGAGUGCCUCCAGGCCACUGGCAGUCAUUCCUAUAAACAGAAAAAGAGGGAAUAAAUAAAAAAAAUACUAGCAUACAGCUGGAUAGUUUGUCUUUGACCUAUGAGCUGCAUUUAUCUGUUCACAGGACUUGAUCUCACUUUUUAGGUAUUGUUCUGGAUUUUGCAGUAGAAGAUUACAAAAGACUUCUAAUCACAGUUUCUAGGAUUUGAGGAAGAGGUUGUUCUAAAUAAUCUAUAUUCAGUUCUUACUUAACAGUAAAGUAUUUUUCUGUAUAUUUCCUUUUCAGUUCUAAUAGUUUUUGUGAUAUUCUAAAAAUAAAUUUCUUGACG
Messenger RNA from Meleagris gallopavo (turkey), 1697 nucleotides. Lineage: Eukaryota; Metazoa; Chordata; Aves; Galliformes; Phasianidae. The record is from RefSeq and is a predicted model, not a curated record.